UUACGUGGGUUCGAAAAAAAAAAAAGUUGGUCUGAUUUGCUGGAAUCGCGCACGCAGGAGCGAAGGUGCGCCACAUAUGAAGCGAGCUCCGGUCGGGCGCGACAUCCUCCACGCGCGGCGAACAAGCCAGCCCGGCUGCAGCAACUCUUUUUAUUUCCUUUUUUCUUAAUACGGACUGCAAAAAACGGGGAGCAAGUUGAUGGAUUUUCUCGGAAGCUUUGUCGCUCGUUGCGGAUGAGUUCGGUCGGCGGUGCGGGAAUGGAGCGAUAAAAGUCGGCAGCAACUCUUUUUCUCUCUCCCCCCUUUUCCUCUUCUCCCUGCUCACUUUGUGUGUGCAGACGACUCGUCAUGUAUUCUCCGAUUUGCCUCACUCAGGAUGAAUUCCACCCGUUCAUCGAGGCGCUGCUGCCGCACGUCCGCGCCAUCGCCUACACGUGGUUCAACCUCCAGGCCCGCAAACGCAAGUACUUCAAGAAGCACGAGAAGCGGAUGUCCAAGGACGAGGAGCGCGCCGUCAAGGACGAGCUCCUGAGCGAGAAGGCCGAGGUCAAGCAGAAGUGGGCCUCCCGGCUGUUGGCUAAGCUGCGCAAGGACAUCCGGCAGGAGUACCGCGAGGACUUUGUGCUGAGCGUGACGGGGAAGAAGCACCCGUGCUGCGUGCUGUCCAACCCGGACCAGAAGGGCAAGAUCCGCCGCAUCGACUGCUUGCGGCAGGCCGACAAAGUCUGGCGCCUGGACCUGGUCAUGGUCAUCCUCUUCAAAGGCAUCCCGCUGGAAAGUACCGACGGCGAACGCCUGGUCAAGUCGCCGCACUGCACCAACCCCGCACUUUGCGUCCAACCGCACCACAUCACAGUUUCCGUCAAGGAGCUGGAUUUGUUCCUCGCCUAUUACGUCCAGGACCAAGACUCCCAGCAGUCAGGAAGUCCCAGUAACAAUGAGCCUGGCAAGAACCCUCUUCCAGUCUAUCUGGAAGACAGCUUCAUCAAAUCAGGAGUGUUCAGUGUCGCGGAGCUGGUCCGAGUGUCGAGAAUGCCCAUCACCCACGGUGCGGCGGUCAACUUCUCCAUGGCGGACAUGCCCGGACAACCCUACUAUCACGACCUGAACUCCAGCGUGGGGAUGCACCGCUCCCUGUCCUCCCCUCCCGGCAGGUCGGCAACAUUUCAAAGCAAAAGACCCAAAACUGUCAACAUGGAGGAAAACAUGGACACCAGCCCGACCGGACCUGACUUCUACUCGUCGCCCAGCUCGCCGGCCAGCAACCGGGCGAACUGGCACGACCGAGACGGAGCAGACAUGUCCUCACCCACCAUGAAAAAGCCUGAGAAGCCGAUGUUUAGCCCCACCUCUCCGCAGGAUUCCUCGCCCCGAAUCAGCACUUUUCCCCAGCCGCAUCACCCGGGCCUGACGGGCGUCGGACACAGCGUUAUUUCGACGAGGAGCCCGCCGCCGCAUUCGCCUCUGCAGUUCUCCGCCUCGGCCAUCCUGCCCCCCGCUCCGUCGUCCUACUUCCCGCACACCACCAUCCGCUACCCGCCCCACCUCAACCCAGCCGAUCCCCUCAAGAGCUACGUGCCGUCGUACGACCCGUCCAGCCCACAGAGCGGCCAGCCCAACAGCAGCGGUCAGGUUGUGGGCAAAGUCCCGGGGCACUUCACGCCGGUCCUGGCUCCCUCCCCGCACCACGGCGCCGUGCGACCAGUCUCGCUGUCCAUGCCCGACACCAAGCCCAUCACCACGUCCACGGAAGGAUACUCCGCUCCCGGGACCCCGACGGCGAACCGCUUCGUUGGCUUGAGCUCCAGAGAUCCCGCCUUCCUCCACCAGCAACAGCUGAAGAAGUGUGACUGGAGCGUGACUCAAAACGGCAGGCAUUACGGCCCCAGUGCCGCCGACGACACUUUGGGGAUUGCUUGGCAAAGUCCUGGUACCUGGGCGAGCUUAGUUCCAUUCCAAGUGUCGAACGGGACGCCGAUUCUUCCAACAAAUGUCCACCAGAACUACAGCAUAAGCAUCAUUGGUGAGCCGCUGGUCCCCGCCGAGACCGGCAACUGAGCCCCCGGGGCGGAUAAGGGGGAGGGGACGGGGCGCAAACCAGCAAAGGCAGCGGCAGCUGUACAAUCUCGACACUCUUCCCGAACUAGCCCCGCCCCCCGACGGAAGCUAGACGGACGCUUCAGGUGCGCCCUCCCCCUGCCGACACACAAACACGCGAACAGUCUACACACACACCAGCCAGUUGUUGUUUGCAGAACUUUCCGAUGCAUUCAAAUACUGUGAUGUAUAGAUGCCUUAAUAUUCUACUGCAUGACACUCGAAAUCUGUGCUUCUGAUGCUAAACGCGGGGGGUCAACAGUCACUGUGUACACCGUGGAAAAACUUUCAGUGCUUUCUUGGUCGCCUGCGAUGCCGGGAGAAACAAAAUGUAUUUUUUAUUUUCAAUUCUUUAGGGGGAGACUUCCUAAAAUUCCGAGCGUUAACUACUUGAGAUUGGACACCUCGCUAAAACAUGUGUAACCCCUUUAAAAAAAAAAUUUUUUGUUCAAGAAGAGCAAUCCAUGGAGGCAAGUGCAAUUGAAUUUUUUUGAAGGGAAGCUAUCAGUCUGUCAGCCCUCAGACUCUAAAGGAAAGGGGGAUAAACAUGGUUUUAUGGGUAAAAUUUUUUUUUUUAAACAAUUUGAUUUCAGUCCCAAUCCCAGCAGCAACACCAGCACUUGUUUUUGUUCAGUGCCCUUCCCCGAUUGUACAGGGACAUAUUGUUUAUUCUUAUUUAUUUCUUGUAAAAAGGGGUAUAAAUAACCCCUUAGAGAAAGAAAUGAACACAUAUGGUGUGUGUAAAAAUAGAAAAAAAAGGCAUUUCACUUUUUCUAAAUGAUAAGAUCAAGAGCAUUUUGGCCGUCGGCUUUGAAAGCGUAUGUUUACAAGAGAUAGAAACAAGUGUUAACUCAUUGGCUGCCAGCGACGAUGAUAGACGAACCAGAAUUGCUCUAAAAUUUAACUGUUGUUACAUUGAGCACGCAGUAACUCUGGCAUAUUAGCACUUAAAAAACCUGAAAUUUAGGAAACGGGUCAACAAGGCUUGAAAGGGAAGUUCAGAAUUUUUGACAUUAGCCUUAAUGUUCUAGUUAGCGAAGGUUUAAUUAGUUGGAGUUGGUUUCAACAUAUUCGUAGGGGUGUGACAAAAUCUAGAAAUCGUUAUAUAUCGUGAUACUUUGUAUCCCAAAAGGUUUUCGAUAUGCUCCUGCCAAGAAUCGAGAUAUCGUUUUAAAAAGGUGCCAAUGUUUAUCAAAAUCUUCCACCAUAAUACAACCCCUAGCAAAAAGUAUCCAAUCACCAGUCUCGGACUAGCACUCACUCAGACAUUUUAUCAUGUAGAAAAAACUCAGAUAAAAAGCUUGGAAAAAUAUUGAAUUGCAAGCUAAAAAUGAUGGACAUUUCGAAUAAUAAAUAUUAAUUAGCUUGCUUGCUUAGCCUAGCUUAGCCAUGCCGGAGCCCUGAAACUAACAACUAACAAACUGUAAGGAAUUUGUUGGGACCAGCUCCACCGACUAAAUAAAACCCCCGCUAACUCGAAGAUUCAGCCUAAUGUGAAAAAUUCUGAACCUCCCUUUUAGCUUGCUGAACGCUAGCCACCUCAGUUCAAAUGGAUUUCACGUCUAUCUCCGUUCAUGGCAGCGGACGAGUUCUUUGGAAAUGUACAGUGAAAUUGUCAAUCAGUCAGGCGGUGGCGAAAAAAAAACGACAAAAAAAACAAAACAAAAAAAUCAACGUUGACAGCCAUCAGCCUCUGCAGUCUCUUCACUUCAUUUGCACGACGAUACAUGACGUCCACAUGACGUGCCUUUCCGCAUAUCUACACACACAGAGACAUGACGACACGCCCGGGUUUUGUUUGUUUUAAAACAUAGUAGAAACGCAGAGUUAACAUUUUUAACAUUUUUGUACUCUGAAAAUGAACUGUUUAACUUCGUGUACUAUUUUCUGUGUCACAGUUCCAUCGCGUAUUCAGGCUUUGUAUAGUCAAGUUUGUAAUCGCUUUGUUUCUCGUUGCCCCCAACCCCCCAACCGCGGCUUUUCUAAUAAGUCAUCACACCCCCCCUUUUCCGUACUCAUUGUCCUUGAAUUCAAGAGUUAUGAAAAUUAUGCAAUACCGAGUUUUGCCUAUGUAGGUAGUGCUUAUAGAAGACGUCAAAUAUUAGAGGCUAGUUUGGAGAUAGACACUAUUGUAACGCAUUUAUUUUGUUGUUGUUGUUGAUGUUGUUGUUGUUGUGGCUGCCCCCCCCCCCCCCCCCCCCGUCGUUUCUUUAAUUUGACCAAAGUGGGGACUGCUUUCUAUGCAGUUUAUGACAAGGUCUUCUCUUCUAGCUUAGGUCCAGUUGAGUUGAACAUUUAGAAUGUCUUUUUUUGUUGUUGUUUCUUCCUACAAGCGCAUCCAAGGUUGUUCCACGGCUGCAAAGUCACCUAUCGGUCUAACUGUGACUCCCGUUUUUUUGUUUUUUUUUUCGGAGAGACUGCUCGACUUGAGGCCGGGACAAUCACGCUAAGACACCGCACGCACGUCAUUUGGGUGCAAUUCCCGAGUAGAUGCCUUAACAGCAACAGCGACGAGCGGCCUGCCACCUCCGCAACAAUCACACGCGGCGACCAAUCCUGGCGAGGGCCCGUCUAAUGUAGAAAUGUGAACGGCGAGGCGGCUCCGGUGGUAGAACAGUCGGCUCCCCUGAUCAGGGAGACACUAGAAAAGUUAGUUUCUUUUGAAAAAUGCCAACCCGGAGUGUCGGGUUGUUGUCGGCGCUUUACCAACUGAGCCACAGCCGUUGAUCACAGGAAAAAAAUGGUUUUACCCCCCUCACACACUUUUUGAACCCCUUACAGAUGGCCUUCGUGGUACAUAAACCUUUAAAAGCUUCCUUGACAUGAUUCCGUCCUUCCCGAAGUUUGAUCUCCUGAAUAUUCAGGAUUAGAGUUGUCAAGUAUUGAUGCCAAGGGCGUAGGUUUGCAUAGGGACUGUAGGGACAUAACACUACCAACUUUUCAGGGUGCUCAAAUUGUCCCCACCAACUUUUAAGCAACCUUAUUUGCAUUAUAUAAAGAGUUCAGUUACAUACAACCUCUAGCAAAAAGUAUGGAAUCUCCAGUCUCUGACGAGCACUCACUCAGACAUUUUAUCAUGUAGAACAAACUCUGAUAAAAAGCUUGAAAAAACAAUGAAUUAGUUCAAAAGUCCAACUGUUUAGCAUUCAGAAACAUUAAAAGAAAUGAAUUAAAAAAAUUGUGGUGGUAAGUAAAUUUUAAUUUUAUAGAGCAAGUGCCAGGAAAUAUGUAUAGAAUCAGUCCAUUCCGAGGAAAAAACAUAUGGAAUUAUGAAAAACAAAGAAAUAACAAUCAAAACGCAUCUCUAGUAUUUAGUAUCCAAUGCAGAUUCUUGACUCUUGACAAGGUGAUGGUGCUGGAACUUUUGCGUGGUGCCGUUCCAGGGAGAUUUACAAAAAUGACUGUCAGAAGAAGACCUCAAAUUCCCUCAGUCCUUGAUGAUAAAAAACAUUGUGGUGGUCAGUAAAUGUUAAUUUUAUAGAGCAAGUACAGGGAAAUAUAUAUGAAAUCACUCCAUUCUGAGGAAAAUAUAAAAUCAUUAGAAACAAACAAAGAAAUAACAAUCAAAACACAUCUCUAGUAUUUAUUAGCACCACCUCUGGCUUUUAUGACAGCUCGCGGUCUCUGACAUAUGGACUUGCAAUUUGGUGCCAACUCUCUUUGAUUACAGUAUCCAGAUCAACCUUGCAGGUCGGAGCAUUGCUGUGGACUAUUUUUUUCAAUUUCCACCACAGAUUAUCAAUAGUGUUGAGAUCUGGGCUAUUUGCAGGCCAUGACAUUGACUGGAUGAGUCUUCCUCCAAGGAAUGCUUUAACAGUUUUAGCUCUGUGGCAUGAUGCAUUGUCAUCUUGGAAAAUGACAAACAUAUUUUCAAUUGAAGGGAUAAGAAAACUGUUUACAAUUUCAAUGUAAACUUGUGCAUUUAUUGAAGAUUUAACCACAGCCAUCUCAAGGACUGAGGGGAUUUUGAUGUGUUCUUCUGGCAGUCAUUUUUGUAAAUCUCACUGGAACAGCACCAAACAAAAGUUCCAGCAUCAUCACUAGGGUUGAGCAUCGAUUGGAACCGGUUCUAACACUCCGAUGCUCCCGGAAUCGUUCGAAUUUUUGAAUUUCGAUUCCUGGUUUCGAUGCCCUGACCGCCGAGCGGAAAAAAAUUGCUCAAGUUCAAAGACUGAUAUUUAUAUACAAGUUAAAAUUAGCCUUGUGAGAAGUGCAUUUAAUUUAAAAAAUCCUUGAGAAGUUAAGACUUUAAUAUAGAAUAUGCAGUUUUUUUGACCCUGCAUUUUUUUUACCCUGCCUCUUAAAAGAAUCAGAAUCGAGAAUCUUUCGGAACCAGAAUCGAAAGGUGGAAUAGGAAUCGGAACCGGAAUCAGUCAAUUUGCAUUGGACAAGGUGUCAAGAGUCAAGAAUACGUUAAUGUUGUGGCAGUGUGGGGAAACACCACUAAUUUUGCUACUGAAAGUCUGACCUGCAUCAGAGUUAGCAUAACAUUAAACUUGCUAACCUGCAGAACUACUGUAGUCAGGCAAGCCUCCACAAGGAGCAACAAAGUCAAGCUAGCCGUCCCUUAUUUGGAUCAUUGUUUACAUUAUGUGCAUUACGGUAAUAUCGUCCCGACCAAUGUUGAGACCAAACCUACGCCCUAGAUUGAUGUUGUAAUGUUGUAUUCGGAUACGAUCCGAAUUUUUUGUUUUUAUCAGAAAUUUGGGGGAAAAAAAACUAAAAUCUAGUAAAAGUACUUCAACAUUCAUGAUAAUGGGAGAAAACACAAUUUCAGGUUUAUACUUUUUGGGGACAUUUUUUUUUCCUAAUGUAAAAUAUGUGCCUUGGCUUAAUCAAAUGUGGGAAACACUGUUCAUCGACAUGCACAUCAAUUCCCAUAGUCAAUUUAGCAAAUCUUACCCCACCGUAGAAGUACUACUUAGCACUUAAAUAGCAUAGGCAAUCCCUCCUCUGUGUUUUCCAGCAAAAUCUCUCAGGCGUAUUACAGGGGCAUUAUGCAUGUCAAUCAGUGCAACACGUGUUGACACCUUUUUGCACUCGUUCCCCCCUCCCAAUUGCGAAAGCAGGACAAUUCCUCAAGUCGAGCUGCGUCUCUCCUAACUCGGACAACUUUAGUUCCAUUUCCCCUCAAGUGCUUUGCAGCCUGUGACCAUCAGAGACCCCACAUUGAAGUGCAUUGUCCCCAUGCGUGUGUGUAUGUUUGUGCGUGUGAAGAUGAGGGUCUUCCUACAGACGUAAAACCAGUUUGUACACUGUAAACCUUCCCGAGAGUUCAACGCCCUUUAUUGGAUGGCAUUAGCUCUGCGGCAUUGGCGAUGAUAGUCAUCCAAGCUGCAGCGGUAAAUUUCUAGCCUGGCAAACAAGAUUCGUGGUAUGAAAAAGUAUCUGAACCUUUUGGAAUUUCUCACAUUUCUAAAUAAAAUCACCAUGAAAUGCAAUCUGAUCUUUGUCAAAAUCACACAGAUGAAAAUACAGUGUCUGCUUUAACUAAAACCACCCAAAAAUUUGUAGGUUUCAUGUUUCAAAUCCAACAAACAUACGGCAUUUACAUGUGUUUAAAAUUAAUUCAACCCGAAAAGAAAAGGGCAAACGGGAGAAGCCGAAGCCUAUUUAAUCCCGCCCCCAGUAUACCAUAGGACACGGAAAAUAUCGAAUAACUAUUUUUGACAUUUGAUAAGUUUUUUUUUUUUUUUUUUUACCAUCCCCCUUUAUUAUUUUCCCAAUAGUCCAUUGGCGAUCGUGGCGAUGUGCUCGUUUUGUUGAUGAAAUCCAGUAGAUUAGUUCAUAAUUCAGUGGUUAGUUCAUUCAGUUGAUUCGAUCCAGAACAUAGGGAAUAGCUAAGGACCGAUGGCAUCCCGUGUCCGCCCCCCCCCCCCCCCACCCACUUUCGUCGACUUAAGCCUCAUCGCUGUUUUCAUUCCUUGCUGCCUUCCGACGAACAUUCAUCUCAAGGUUCUACCCCUCUACCCAUCUUCCAGCUAUCCUCCACAUAUCCAGACUUGAAAGUGUUUCUUGGGCAGGCGCUUUGUCCAGGUUCUGAUCGCAUUGUAGAAAAGAUCUUGUCCAAGGCACUCAGUGACCAAUUGAUCAGUUGCAUAAUAACAAUACUGCUAUUAGAAGUCAACUGUCUGUCCAUUUACAGCCAAAUGAUUAUCUGUCCUUGUGAAGUCUGGAUGAGUUCCGUUUGCAUUGGCUUUGAGUCCUUUUUUGUUUUAAUCAGGAUAGGAUGCAAACAAUGACAGAAGGGGGCAAAAUAAGUAAGUGAACCCUCUUUCUCAGGAGACUUAAAGAGCAAUUGAAACCAAUUUUUACUAAACAAUUUAAGUCAGGUGUAUGUCCAAUCACUGAUGAGUGGUUUAAAGCUGCCCUGCCCACUAUAAAACACACACCUGGUAAGAAUUGUCUUGAUGAGAAGCAUUGUCUGAUGUGCAUCAUGGCUCGGUCAAGAGGGCAGUCUGAAGACCUGAUCUAGGAUUUUUGAUCUGUAUAAAGCUGGGAAAGGAUACAAAACCAUCUCUAAAAGUCUGGAUGUUCAUCAAUCGACAGUCAGAGAAGCAUACAAAUGGAGAGUUUGGCACUGUUGCUACUCUCCCAAGUAGUGGCCAUCCAACAAAAAUGACGCCAAGAGUUCAGGGCAGAAUACUCAGAGAACCCUAGAGUGUCUGCGAAACACUUACAGAAAUCACUGGCACAGUCCCCAAUAUCUAUGUGCACACAUCAACUAUAUGAAAAACUAUGGCCAAGAAUAGUGUUCAUGGGAGAACUCCACGGAGGAUGCCACUGCUGUCAAAAAAAAAAAAAAAGCCACUGCUGUCUUGACGUCACAAGCGCCUGCUUGUCAAGACCAGUGGCAACCACAUCCCAUCCACGCACGAACCUAAACAGCCCGAAACCGGCCAAAGAGGGAUGAUCCCAAAGCAACGCCUGGACACACCUCCGGCCGACCCACGGACUUAAAAAAAACACUGGACACUGAGAUAAGACAGAUUUUGCUGCUCGGAAACAGGAUCCAGAAUUGCCCCUCCGUCGUCUGUUUUUGCCUUGUUUUUGACCAUUGUCGACGAAUAAAUUGUCCACCUGCUUUCGGCGAGUCUUUUUCAAACUUUUGGAGCAUGGAAUAAGUACAAAGGGUUAAUAUCAGAGAUGAACGCGCGAAGUUCCGCCUUCCUGGUUGGCGCGCGCGGAGGCAGCAUCGGCCGAGCGCCACUUGUUUUGGCUGUCGCUGUUUCCGUGCGGCUUGACUAGGGAGGCGAAUUUCAACACUAAAAAAAAAAAAAGGCACUUGGACACUCCACAGAAGUUUUGGCAAAACAUUUUGUGGACUAAUGAGACCGAAUUAUUUGGGACAUAACAUCAUGUUUGGAGGAAAAAUGGAACAGCUCACCAACAUCAACACCUCAGCCCCACCAUUAAGCAUGGUGGAGGGAUCAUCAGGAGUUGGGGCUGUUUUGGGGCCUGGACAACAUGCAAUCAUUAAUAUUAGAAUGAAUUCAAAAGUUUAUCAGGAUGUUUUGCAGAAAAACCUGAGGCUGGCUGUCAGACAGUUGAAGGAUGGAUGCUGCAACAAGACAAUUAUCUAAAACGCAGAAGUAAAUCAACUUCAGAAUGGUUUCAAAAGAACAACAUACACGUUCUGGAUUGGCUAAGUCAAAGUCCAGACUUGAACCCCAUUGAGAUGCUGCAGCAUGACCUAAAGACAGCGAUUCAUGCCAGAACAAUGGGCCAAGAUUAUUCCUGAUCGAUGUGCUAGACUGAUCUACAGCUAUUAAAAAAAAAACUAUAAAUGUUUGGGUGGUUUUAGUUCAAGCAGACAGUUUUUUCAUCUAUGUGAUUUUGACAAAGAUCACAUUUGAUGGUGAUUUUAUGCAGAAAUACGAGAAAUUCCAAAAGGAUUACAUACUUUUUAAUACCACUGUACAUUAGCUUGCCAGGAUGGUAAAUUUCGAUCAGUUUUUGGACACUAUCGGCGGCCUGUGAGUUCAUCUUCCAAUUUUUGGGGGAAAAAAAGUGUCAAUUCCAUUUUAGGAAAAAAAACAAGUAUUUGGGAGGCUGGUUUGGAGUUAGAACUCCCCAGAAUCUCAGGAUAAAUGCAAUCUCAAGUGUUGUCGUCUGCCAAUAAUCGACGCCCCGCCUGAAAAGAUUCGCCACAAAUGUCGGCAAAGCACUACUGCUCUCUAAAUGAAGCUCCUUACUUCAUAUCAACAUAGUUGAAUAUGCGGGAGGUUCGCCGUGUAAAAUAACGAUGAAGGCUUAUUUUGAACAUUUUUUUUUCUUGAACUUGCUUAGCGCUAGUAGAUAUUUCUUUUGGGGAAUUGUCCUUUCCUUAGUGUUGCCGUAGCAAGUGUGAUGUGAUGUAUCAUUUCUGCUUUUUGUGUUUUCUCACCGCUGCGAUUUCUUGUCCAACAAGACAUAGCGGCUAAACCCCCGGUCCCCACUUUGCCCGUACCUGACAACGCAGGGUUUAGUAACAAAAACUAUAAAAAGACAAAAAAAAUUGAUUGGAACGUCCUACUAUCAGAUAUUCGUCGAUGUUUUUGAAAGAAAUAAGCUCGAGACCCCUUCCUCCGUGAUGCACUUUUAUUGUGAAAGCAUUGAUGGCGAGCGCUUGACCACGAGGUACCGUACCUUCCGUUGGAGUUGCCGGGCAGGGUUUGAAUGUAGAAUCAGUGUUCCACCCUUCCUUCAAGUAUUAUUGCAUUGCCCGCCGUGACCUUUUUUUAUGCAAAACACGUGCAAUCCCCCCUACUUUUACGCCAACGCGAUGGCUAGUACCUGCAGGAAGUCUUUCUCUCUCUCUUUCGCAUCAACCAGCAAUUUUUUUCACCAAAUCAAGACGAGCAAUGCAGUGCCUGUUCCAGCUGUCCAACUUGUACAUACAUGUAAAAUGUGACAUCCGCUUACUUUAGGUGGGGGGGCUUAUUCAUGUCAAAGCAUGUCAGCUUGCUUUCUGCAGAAAAAAAAUGGGAAAUUAGAUAGUUUGGGUCUGCGAUAUACGUGAAAUGCAGGGCAGGUCUUGUGGCACUUUUACUUCCCCCUGUGCGCGCGCAACAACAACAACAGCAACCAGACGUCGUGUAUAUGUAUGUAAAGCAGUAGCGAAGGUAGUUCCUCUGCGAGUGUGUGCAAAAGGUCUGUGUAUGGAUCUGAAUGUACGUUUUUAGAGGACUUUGAUUUUUCUUCUCAUGUUAUUUUAGGAGCCACAAGGUGGAAUUGUGAACUGUACAGGCCUUGACGCCUCCUAUUUUUGUUUUAAAAACAUUUUUAUUGUUUUCCAACCACACCUUCCAUUUGCUUAUAUUUGGUGCAGGGGUUAAAAUUGCCACAAGAUUAAAAAUCAAUGUAAAUAAAAGGCUCAACUUUUUUUUUUUUUAUUUUUUUUUUUGUGAUUGUUACUGUUAUAUCCAGCCUAUACUGCUAGCAGCUGUUCUUACUGCAGUCAAUUACUGGAAGUGGAUAUAUUUCCUAUGCAAAAACUGUUUAAACAAUAAAAUGAGCUAUGCUACAACAAAAAUGGCUUCCUUCACUGAAUCUGUCAUUCUUUUGGGGGUUUUAGUUUUAGGCUUGGUUAGGUUUAAACUAUGUAAUUUUGGGGGAUGUAAUUCUAUGAUUUAUGUUAAAUCGCAAGUUGAUAUUCGGGUAUGACUAUCACAGCUUUACUAUACUUUUGAAUUAUAUUCUGUGUACGACAAUGCGUUUACCAUAAUUGUCAAAAAGGCUGUCUGAAGACCUGCGAUCAAGGACCAUCUUAAAGUCGGGAUGUUUAUCAAUUGACGGUCAGAGAAGUGUACAAAUGGAGAGAGUUUGGCACUGUUGCUUCUCUCCCAAGGAGUGGCCAUCCAACAAAGAUGAUGCCAAGACUUCAGCGCAGAAUACUCAGAGAGGUAAAAUAGAAACCUACAGUGUCUGCUAAAGACUUACAGAAAUUGAUGGCACAGUCCAAUAUCUGUGUAUACAUCAACUAUAUGUAAAACUAAGGCCAAGAAUAAUGUUCAUGGGAGAACUCCACGGAGGAGGCCACUGCUGUCUUAAAAAAAAAAAAAAAACACUUGGACACUCCACAGAAGUUUUGGCAAAAUAUUUUCUGGACUGUUGAGACAGAAGUUGAAUUGUUUGGGACAUAACGUCAUGUGUGGAGUAAAAAUGAAAAUGCUCACCAACAUCAACACCUCAUCCCCACCAUUAAGCAUGGUGGAGGGAGUUUCAUGAUUUGGGGCUGUUUUGCUGCCUCGGGGCCUGGACAACAUGCAAUCACUAAUGUUAGGAUGAAUUCAAAAGUUUAUCAGGAUGUUGAGGCCGUCAGACAGUUGAAGGAUUGAUGCUGCAACAAGUCAACUUCAGAAUGGUUUCAGAAGAACAACAUACAUGUUCUGGGGAGGCCAAGUCUAAGUCCAGACUUGAACAAAAAAAAAAGUUGCUCGUUUAAUGUUCGCAAAGGAUACAAAACCAUCUCUAUAAGUCUGGAUGUUCAUCAAUCGACAGUCAGAGAAGUUGUCUACAAAUGGAGACAGUUUGGCACUGUUGCUUCUCUCCCAAGGAGUGGCCAUCCAACAAAGAUGACGCCAGGAGUUCAGCGCAGAAUACUCAGAGGAAAAAAAAAAAGAACCCUACAGUGUCUGCUAAAGACUUGCAGAAAUUGCUGGCACAGUCCAAUAUCUAUGUGUAUACAUCAACUAUAUGUAAACCUAUGGUCAAGAAUAGUGUUCAUGGGAGAACUCCACAGAGGAGACCACUGCUGUCUUUUAAAAAAAAAAAAAAAAAAAAAAGGUACUUGGACACUCAACAGAAGUUUUGGCAUAAUAUUUUGUGGACUGAUAAGACCGAAGUUGAAUUGUUUGGGAUAUGUCAUGUGUGGAGAAAAAAUGGAACGGCUUACCAACAUCAACACCUCAUCCCCACCGUGAAGCAUGGUGGAGGGAGCAUCAUGAUUUGGGGCUGUUUUGCUCCCUUAGGGGCUGGACAACAUGCAAUCCUUAAUAGUAGAAUGAAUUCAAAAGUUUAUCAGGAUGUUUUGCAGGAAAACCUGAGGCCAUCAGACAGUUGAAGGAUUGAUGCUGCAACAAGUCAACUUCAGAAUGGUUUCAGAAGAACAACAUACACGUUCUGGAGAGGCCAAGUCAAAGUCCAGACUUGAACCCCAUUGAGAUGCUGUGGCAUGACCUAAAGACAGUGAUUCAUGCCAGACAUGCCAGAAGAAUGGGCCAAGAUUAGUCCUAAUCGAUGUGCCAGACUGAUCUGCAGCUACAGGAAGCGUAUGGUUGAAGUUAUUGCUGCCAAACGGGGGAGGGCAUAAAAUAUUAAAAAACCUAUAAAUGUAUAAAUUAACUCGCAAAUUGAUAUUUGGGUAUGACUAUCACUACUGUACUAUACUGGAUAUACUACUUUUGAAUUUAUUCUUGCUUUCAGUGUACGACAAUGCGUUUUCCUUAAUUUUCGGACUAUAAGCCGUUACUUUUGCCCUCAUUUUGAAUCCUGCGGCUUAUAGUCCGGUGUGGCUUGUUGAUUUAUUUGGGUUAAUAGGUAACACGUCACAAGACUGUCAUAAGACCGACAUACAGUGAUCCCUCGUUUUUCGCAAUUAAUGGGGACCAGAACCUGUCACGAUAAGUUAAAAAAAAGCGAAGUAAUGCACCCCACCCCCAAUCCCUCAAUUUUUAUUUUUAUUUGGGGGGUGGGGGGGCUGUUCAAUGUAUUUAUUAAGGUUUAGCAUUGGAAAGAUAUAAAUGUAAGACAUGGUUUUCCCCUUUUUUCCAAUUUUUCCCCUUUUAUAUAUAUUUUAAGAAAUGGUUUUUAAGCACUUCAAAGUAGUAAUUGUGAUAAGUUUUAAACGUUACUGUCCCACCAAAUUAUUUUUAAACAAGAAUAGUCGUAGGAAAAUGCUUGGCUUUAUUAAAUGUUUCAUAGUGAGUCUACUCAAAUCCUCUCAAGCUGCUCACUUACGCACAUCGAGUUGCCACAGCAACUGUUUAACAAAAACUAUGAUUGACGCAUGCGGCGCUUUUGAAGUCCGUGACACUGGC
Messenger RNA from Corythoichthys intestinalis (scribbled pipefish), 14117 nucleotides. Its product is annotated as nuclear factor 1 B-type-like. Gene Ontology annotation, cellular component: nucleus. Gene Ontology annotation, molecular function: DNA-binding transcription factor activity, RNA polymerase II-specific; RNA polymerase II cis-regulatory region sequence-specific DNA binding. The transcript has 12 exons. Lineage: Eukaryota; Metazoa; Chordata; Actinopteri; Syngnathiformes; Syngnathidae. The coding region runs from base 349 to 2058 and encodes 569 amino acids. Gene Ontology annotation, biological process: regulation of transcription by RNA polymerase II. The record is from RefSeq and is a predicted model, not a curated record.